AUGGACUUCCAGCCCAGAGACUCUGAGAUGUACUACCUGACAAUUGAGAAACGUGUACCUAAAACGUUCUCCUAUAUAGGGAGAACGUUUCCAAAUGGACAGGUUGUUAACAUUGGACAGAACUGUGGUAUUAUCGCCAUCGUGGAACAUGAGCUUCUACAUGCUCUGGGCUUCUGGCAUGAGCAGUCCAGAUAUGACAGGGAUGAAUAUGUAACCAUUGUCAAUGAAAACAUCCUAGAAGGAUACCAAAACAACUUUAAUAAGUACAGUGAGAAUGACACCACCACCCUGGGUACUCCGUAUGACUACUACUCAGUGAUGCACUACAGCAAAGAUGCCUUCACCAAUGGCAAUGGAUCCACUAUCAUCACUAAGCAACCAGAGUUCCAGGAAGUGAUUGGCCAAAGACUGGAAAUGAGCUCCAAUGAUGUCUUGAAGCUGAAUCGAAUGUACAGUUGUAAUGCAUCUGUUGCAUUUAAGGAAAGUUGCAGCUUUUCCAAUAGCGGAUUGUGUGGGAUGAGUCGCUGCUCUCGGAGUGCGGAGAAAGGCAGUGAAAAUGGCUGGGAGAGAGUGACACAGGCUGCAGGGGGUCCCUACACCGACCACAGCAACCUUGGCACUAAUGAGGGCAAUGAAUCAAUCUACGCGACCAACGGACGGGGCAACGGCUAUAUUAUGUCCAUUUUGGACAUCAAGGACAAAGGCUUCCUCAAGGGUGGAGACAUCUUCUUCUUCCUCACCUCCAUGCAAGAUAUCUCCAGUCUGCAGUAUGCUGGUAAUAACUCACUUCCCUGUCCCACUCCACCACAGGACUUCACCCUGUUGCAUAGCCAGCGGGAGGAAGGCCCAUGUUCAGCCAGCCUCUUUGACUUCUCCUCUGGACUGGUGUCUACCCCAGCGAUCAUCGUCAUGGCUCUUAUGUUGUGGUUGAUUCACUGA
Salmo salar (Atlantic salmon) is the source of this 939-nucleotide messenger RNA. NCBI's taxonomy places the organism in Eukaryota, Metazoa, Chordata, Actinopteri, Salmoniformes, Salmonidae. The record is from RefSeq and is a predicted model, not a curated record.